This is a messenger RNA of Oncorhynchus nerka (sockeye salmon), 5768 nucleotides long. RefSeq names its product A-kinase anchor protein 12-like. The record is from RefSeq and is a predicted model, not a curated record. Lineage: Eukaryota; Metazoa; Chordata; Actinopteri; Salmoniformes; Salmonidae. The coding region runs from base 74 to 5473 and encodes 1799 amino acids. The transcript has 16 exons.
CAUAGAAGAAGAAGGUUAUUUCGGUCGAGGAACGUCAUCUGCGUCUGUAAGGUGUUCUGAAACCAGGGAAGGGAUGACCGGCCAGACGGAGGCUGAUAUACCUGAAACGGGAGCAGUCUUCACCUUUGGGAAAAGCAAGUUUGCUGAUAAUGUGCCCAGUAAAUUCUGGUUGAAGAAUGACCAUCCAGAGGAAAUCUCAUGUGGGGGGGAUCACACUGCUGUCAUAACAGGCCAUGGCAGGCUGUUCAUGUUUGGAAGUAAUACCUGGGGUCAGCUAGGACUGGGGUCAGAGAUCAAUGUCAACAUCAACAAGCCCACCGCUGUGAAAGCGUUGAAGUCUGAAAAAGUUAAGUUUGCAUCAUGUGGGAGAGACCACACAAUAGUGUGCACAUGGAGUGGGCGUGUUUAUGGUGCUGGCAGUAACCAGGAGGGGCAGCUUGGUUUGGGACACUGUGACGACACAAACACCUUCCACCUGCUUCAUCCUUUCUCUGACCAUGCACCAAUCAAAAUGCUUGCUGCUGGCUGCAACACCUCAGCUGCCCUGACAGAGGACGGCAGGCUGUUCAUGUGGGGUGAUAACUCUGUGGGCCAGAUCGGUCUGGGCACAGAGAGCUACAUCCCAGAGCCCAGAGAUGUGAUGGUGGGACAGCCAGUGGCCUGGGUGUCUUGUGGAUACCACCACUCAGCGUUUGUCACAGUGGAUGGGGACCUCUACACGUUUGGGGAGAGUGGGAGCGGAAGACUGGGUGUAUUCCCAGACCAGUUAGCCAAUCACAGAGUCCCUCAGCGUGUGGAAAGCAUCCAGGACCCGGUCGUCCAAGUGUCCUGUGGAGGGGAGCACACAGUGGCACUCACAAAGGACAAUGUGUACGCAUUUGGGCGGGGGCAGCAUGGGCAGCUAGGCCAUGGGACCUUCCUGUUCGAGGUACCUUUGCCAAAAGCACUGGACCACUUCCGGAAUGGCAGAGUCAGUCACGUAACCUGUGGAGAGAACCACACUGCAGUGAUCACAGACAGUGGGAUUCUAUACACCUUUGGGGACGGUCGCCAGGGUAAACUAGGACUGGGGGAAGAGAACUUCACCAACCAGUUCAGACCAACACUGUGCCCACGCUUCCUCAAAUACAGUGUCCAGUCAGUGGCAUGUGGCGGCUCUCACAUGCUGGUGCUGGCUAUGCCCAGACUCCCAGAGGUUGAGGAAGUGGUGAUAGAGGAGGAUGAUGUUACAGAGAGCAUUCUGGAGUCUCUGGAGACCUACACCGAGCUGCUCCUGAUGGACCCCUCCUUCCUGAUGCCCAACCCACAGACCACACCUCCUCUCUGGACCCUGUCUGCUAGGGCCCGCCGCAGGGAGAGGGAGAGUUCUCCAGAGCAGUUUGGCCAGAUGUUCCGUAACCUUCCGCCUCUGAUGUCAGGCUUCCUCAACGCCUCCCUGCCCCUGUCCAGAAAUAUCCGCAUCUCCAGAACACCAUCUGAAGACCCCUGCACCUCCUCACUGUCCUCCAAUCCCUCCUCAAACGACCCCCCCAGCCCCUCACUCUCCCUUAAAUCCAGAUCCAAAACCCCAUUAACACCGUCACCCAAGUUCAUAUUCCCAGACCCUCCUAGCCCUUCACUCUCCUCCAAGUUCUCCCCUAAGAAGAGGCCCAGCCCAUCAAAAUCCCCCAAAUAUGCAUCUAAAGAACACCUCACCCCCCCACAGUCCUUUAAAUCCACACAUAAACUCAUCCCCACCCCCUCAGUGUCCCCUAAACCCUCCUCUGUAAAGCCCACAGAUGACAACCAAUCCCCAAAACGCUGUCUGAGGGUCCCACCACACCACAGACAGGUAGCUGAAUCCUACAAUGCUGUCUUUCCUUUUCACCACAGUACAGUGCCUUCGGAAAAGAGGACCAAGGACACUGUGAUAGAAGCAACUGACAGCCGGAUGCUCAUUGAGAAUUUGAAGAAGAACAUGGAUGAAGAGAACAAUAAAGACAUGUUGCCAGACAUGGCAUUACCAUCAGGGGGAGAUUUUGGCGAUGAGACUGGGACUACAUCUGCAGAACAGAAGGAUAAGAGACAUAAAAAGGGUCGGGCUCUGAGGAGAGCUGUUAAGGAGGCAGAAAUGGAGGUUGAACAAGCCCCGGCCAACAGGAAGCCGCAGCUACUUUCCCAUAAGGUCCUUCCUACCGAGCUUCUGAGAGGCUCCAGCUUGAGUUCAUUAAAGGCAGAGGGCACGCCCCCAAAGAGCCCCAAAUGCUUAAUGAACCCUCAGACCCCAGCCAGCGGCAAGGAAAACAUUGCCUUGACAGCAGAAAAUUCUGGCAUCAAAGUGAACACCAGUAAACUGACAGGUAGUAAUCUGCAAAGCACAGAUGCACUACCUCAAAAUGCUGGAGAUAAGAAGUCAACAAAGUCACUGGUUGUCUGUCAGGUCAGGGAUAGAGUGGAGGUCCCAGGGGAAGAUGCCUUUGAUGAAUCGCAGAAGGGGAAGCCUAGCUGGGGAGGAUUUCUCAGCGAUGCAGCCUCUCUCCUUCCAGAUGUGGGGAUGGCGGGGACAGCCAUGGGGGUCCUGAGUGAGGCGGUGACGAGCGUGAGGGGGAUUCAGUCGGAGAGUGACACAGACACUUCUAUCCCUCCUCGGCGGUCCAGCCGGGUAGAGAAGUUCACCAAACAGAGCGCCAUCACCCAGCCUUCCUCCACAUCACCCUCUUCUUCAACAUCAGAUCCAAGCACAGCUGAGCAAAGCAAGAGGACUGACGCCCGCAUCGGCACCCUCAGGAAUUCUGAUCAGGAAGUGGGGAGCAGGAUUAUUGAGAAGGACCCAGAAACCACAGAGGCUGCUAGUGAGAGGUCAGGGGGUCAGGCCAAGGUUGAUUAUGAUGAGAACUCUAGUAGUCAAAGUUCGGGAGCUGAGGAUGAUGAAGAUAAAGAGUCCACAAAGAGACAUGGAGAUGGGACAGAAAUGGAGAGCACCAAACAAGAGGAAAAAGAGGAUUACAGAAGUGUUAAGGGUCUGGAAGAUAACAGUGAAGACAGUGAUACUGUGGCCAGCGGAGAGGGAGACGAGGGUAGAGAAGAAAAGAGUGAAGACAGCGAGGGCAGAGAGGCAGAAGAAAAGAGUGAAGACAGCGAGGGCAGAGAGGCAGAAGAAAAGAGUGAAGACAGCGAGGGCAGAGAGGCAGAAGAAAAGAGUGAAGACAGCGAGGGCGGAGAGGCAGAAGAAAAGAGUGAAGACAGCGAGGGCGCGGAAGAAGAAAAGAGUGAAGAGAGCGAGGGCGCAGAGGCAGAAGAAAAGAGUGAAGAGAGCGAGGGCGCAGAGGCAGAAGAAAAGAGUGAAGACAGCGAGGGCGCAGAGGCAGAAGAAAAGAGUGAAGAGAGCGAGGGCGCGGAAGAAGAAAAGAGUGAAGACAGCGAGGGCGCGGAAGAAGAAAAGAGUGAAGACAGCGAGGGCGCAGAGGCAGAAGAAAAGAGUGAAGACAGCGAGGGCGCGGAAGAAGAGAAGAGUGAAGAGAGCGAGGGCGCGGAAGAAGAGAAGAGUGAAGAGAGCGAGGGCGCGGAAGAAGAAAAGAGUGAAGAGAGCGAGGGCGCGGAAGACGAAAAGAGUGAAGAGGAUGCGGAGAGGUGUGAGAGUGAGGGGACAGGUGAUGGGGAGGAGAGCAAAGAGAGUGAUUCUGAGGCAAGCCUAGAGGAGGAGGGAGAUGAGACGAGUGCACAGAGUGAGGGGGAAGGAGAAGAGGGCGAAAGUGGAGAGGAGGAGAUGAGUGAAGAAGAGUCCAGUGAUGAAGAGAGUGGGGAUAAAAAAAAAGAGGAAGAGGAGGAGAGCAAUUCGAGUGAGUAUGAAAAGGAGGAGAGUGGUGAUGAAUCAGGAAGUGAGGCUGAGCGCAAGAGUGAGGUAUCAGCAGAAGAGAAAGAAGAUAAACAAGCAGAAAAAGCAGAAAGUAAAGCCACUGAGUCAGCAGAGGAGGAAGGAGAGAACCAAGAAGAGGAAGAGAGUGGAGCAGAGGAGGAAGGAGAGAACCAAGAAGAGGAAGAGAGUGGAGCAGAGGAGGAAGGAGAGAACCAAGAAGAGGAAGAGAGUGGAGCAGAGGAGGAAGGAGAGAACCAAGAAGACGAAGAGAGUGGAGCAGAGGAUGAAGGAGAGAACCAAGAAGAGGAAGAGAGUGGAACAGAGGAGGAAGGAAAGAACCAAGAAGAGGAAGAGAGUGGAGCAGAGGAGGAAGGAGAGAACCAAGAAGAGGAAGAGAGUGGAGCAGAGGAGGAAGGAGAGAACCAAGAAGCGGAAGAGAGUGGAGCAGAGGAGGAAGGAGAGGGAGAGGAUAAGGAAGGUAGUGAAAGUAAAGAAAAUGAGGAGGGGGAGGAGGAGGCAGGCGUAAGUGAGGAGGAGGGGGAGGAAGAAGAGGACGAGGGAAAGGAUGAAGAAAGUGGAGAAGGUGAGGAUGAUGCAGGAGAGGGGGAAGCACUUGAGGGUGAGGAUGAAAAGGAAGGUGAAAAGGAUGAGAACAACGAAGUUGAAGAGGGUCAGGAGGGACGAGAAGAUGAUGAGAAAGAAGCCAGGGGAGAGGAAGAGGUUGAAGGUGGAAAAGGUGAGGAAGAGGAGGAGGAAGAAGAGGGAGACAAAGAAGCAGAAGGAGAAAAAGAAGGAGAGGAGGAGGAAGAAGAAAGACAGCAAGGAGAGGGGGAGGAUGAAGGAAAGGAAGAGGGUGAAGGGGAGGAGGAAGAAGAAGAGGAAAUUAAGAAUAGAGAAGAUCAAGGAGAAGGAAAGGAUGAGGAUAUGAAAGAAAGAGAAGAGAAUAAUGAGGAGAAGGGAGAGGAUGAGAGUGAAAAGGGGGAUGGUGAAAAACAGGAAGAGGAGAAAGAGGAAAGAGGAGUGCAUGAAGAGAGAGAUGAGGAAGCAAAUAAACCAAAAGAGGAAAGGGAGUGGCAAGAGGAGGAAGUGAAGGGAAAAAACAGGGAGGGGGAGGAGAAGGGGGGAGGUAAAAAAGCAGGGAAAGAAAAUAAGACAAGUGAUGGGGAGGUAGAACAAGAGGAGGAAGAAGAGGGCACAUGUGAACAGAAAGGGGAGAUGGAUGAGGAGGAAACUGGAGCGGGAGAGGAGGAAGGGGAAGGAGAAGAAGAGGAAGAGGAGAAAGAUAGUAAAGGAGAGGAAGAGGAGGGAGAGGGAGAGGAAGAAGAAGAGGGGGAGGGGGAGGAAGAUAGUAAAGGAGAGGAAGAGGAGGGAGAGGAAGACGAAGAGGGAGAGGAAGAAGAAGAGGGGGAGGAAGAAGAAGAGAGAAAAUCACAGAAAGGGAUAAAGAAAGGGUCACAGAACGUACCACCUAAAGCAGCUCCCCCCAGCAGGAAAGGGAAGGAAGAGCCCCCAAUGGAGAAACCCAAACCACCAGCCCGCACGAAGCUGAGGACCACAGGGGGAAAACAGGCCAAUGGAACCCAAGAAUCCCAACAGUUCUGGAACAAUGUCUUACCCCAGUACCUGGAGCUGAAGUGAAAUAUACUGGACAUCAAUGGUUCCCAAUUUUAUUUGGGUCAGAACCCAUAACCUGACUGUUAAUAACAGCUGGAAUGGGUCUGGACCUCAGAAAACGAAGCCAGGUGCUCAAUAUACAGCACGACCCUACGUAAACUCCUUGAAUUUAAUCAAUAUCUGCAUACAAUUUACACAAUAUGCCCACUGUACUGUAAGGUACUAAACUGAGUGUACUCAUGCACUAUACUGUACUGAAUUGUAAUAUACAGAUAUUUGUAUUAAAUAAAGAGAAAUUGAGAAUUUCACAGGACUGUCA